AUGUAUAUAUUUAUUUAUUUAUUUAAAUUAUGAUAAAUGUGAACCAAUAAUUGGAAAAGGUUAAGCAUUUCAACUAAAAUUAUCAAUCUCAUAAAGUGAAAUUGAAACACAAGCUAAGACAGUAACGUUAGAAAUUUCUUGUGUGAAGAAAAACACCCAAAAUAGACUUUAAAUGAAGGCGAAAAUGAAGGACUUUCGUAUGGAAUACAUUUAAAAGAUGUACUAUCUAGUAUCAUCCACAUUCUUCUCAUUUAUUGAACAUGAUUAUUUUCGAAUUACGCAUUGAUUUACUGAUGACUAACUUAUUGAUAAGUGAAUUUUCAAAAACAAUGUAUGCAGUUCUCCUGGAAUAACACUGAAUAGGUGUUUCGUCCGCACUAGUCUUCAUCAACUGGUUAUCCUCUAGUCAAAUAGCAAACAAACCAACAGAACAGUGACGAGACAUUCUUCAAAUACACACUUUUUGAUAUCAAUAAUAAUAAUAAUAACAAUAUUAACCAACAAACAUGAAUGGAUUCAAUGAUACUCUACGCAUGAAUUGUACAGUACGUUAUCUAUUGAAUGAAUCCUUUAUCGACCCGAUCUCAGUAGAUGAUCGUUAUCCUAAAUGUGAGCUGUAUAAAAAAUUUAUGCCAACUAUUCUAUAUAUUUCAAGAACAUUUAUACUAAUAUGGUUAAUAAGUGGUCUAUUCGGCAACUUUGUCUCCUUUCUUAUCUGGACAUCAAAAGAACAAAGGCGUAAGAACAGUUCAGCGAUUUAUCUAGCUGCUUUGGCUUUAACCGAUUUUAUAUUAAUUCUCUUGUUAAUUAAUUAUGAUCUAGAAACUAGUUGGUGUAUCCGUGGUAUAUCUACAAUUAAUGGCAUAUGUCAAAUUUAUCAAUGUUUGUUUAUAUUUACACAGUUCUAUUCCAUCGUUCUUGUAUUCGGUUUCACGCUAGAACGCUACUUGGCUGUUUGCUUCCCAUUUAAACGACUUAAACUGUGUACAACUAAACGAGCAUUAAUCGCCGUUGUUAUCUUAAGUUUAUUUGUUAUUGGGCCAAUGUUAUUCCAGAUAGUGUUGUGGAAUUAUGAGAAUGGUGAGUGUCAAAUGCGUAUGGAUAUUGCACUAGACAGGCGUAUUCAAACGUUGAUAUCUGUACAAGAAAUAGUCUUUUCACUGGUUAUCCCGUUGGCUACACUCGUCUUUAAUAUCCUGGUUCUCUGCGAAAUGAGAAGGCUGUUAAAGUCAAGUAAUCUGCUGAAGAUUACGAAACAUCAUUCUUGUAGUAGUAAUAGCAAUAACACCACCACAACUACAACAACAGCUAUGAAUACUGCUCGUAACACUAUGAUGAAUGAUAAUGAUUACAAAAAUUUAAUUCAUAAAAGAUUCCGUUUGAAAAGUCUGUUUAAACCACGUAAAUCUACACAAAGCACUACUGACCAGUUGUAUCUUAAUGAUAAUAGUAAUAAUAGUACACGGAAUUCAGCCAGUCGUAAUGAUGAUUCUACCGGUACACCAAAUUUUAGUCCAUCAAGAACAUCAAAUUUCAAUGUUAACAACAACAACAACGCUAACACUAAUCCCCCGCCGUUAGGAGAUUCCCUCUCCAAAGAAUCAUCUCAAUUCGUCUCAGCUACGCUAAUGUUAAUUAUCUUAUCUUUUUAUUUAAUUGCAUGUACUGUACCCGCAGGAAUUGUAUAUCUUGUCCAAUUUCAAUUACCACAUGCAGAUGAAUGCCUAAAUGAUGAGGGUGUACUGAAUUCCCUUGAGUGGAAUAGUAUAUUUCAACAAUUAUCUGCUAAAAAAAUUGUCGAUGCAUUAUGUGCAUCACAUUAUGCAUGUAAUUUUUUCAUUUAUUUUCUCACAUGUACCGGAUUUCGGAAACAAGCCUUAAAUAUGAUAUUCAAGUGUCGUUUUAAACAGUCAAGAUAUUCACAAUCAGAUUUUGCGACAGAAACAUUGAUUUUAUCUAGGCGUACAGCACCGAGAACGCUACGGCCUAUUUCAGAUAAUGAUAUGAUGAUGGGUAUGGAAACAAAUCAUAAAGCAUUGCUGAUUUAUAAUAAUAAUUCAAAUUAAAUGAACCGCGGGUAAUUCAUUGUUGAUGUGUUUAAAACAGAUAAACAAACUAUACGUGAAAGAUUCAAUGAAAUAUUGUUCAAUGUUUGUUAAUUGUUUUAUUGGUUUGUUUGUUCAAUUUUUGAUUAUUAUUAUUUUUUACACAUAACCAUAAGUAUAGUUAUCGUUUCAUAUAUGAAGACAGAAAAAAUGUAAUUUCCAGUGGUGCACAUCAUUCGUGUAUACGAGACUGUAUGUCUAUGCCUCUUUUAGUUAUCUCUCCUUAUAAGCGCUUACCUACCGGCUCUUGUGAUCAUUGUCAUUAUGUUUGCCUGCCAACACAUUCUCAAUUUUGACAUCAAUCUAAUUACUGUCAUCAUCCUUAUUAGUAAUAAUAAUAAUAAUGUGUUCAUCGUGAAGUUAUUACCUUUUAUCGGCUUGUGCUUACCCUUUUUCCCUAUUUUGUCUUUCAUUCUGUUUGUGCGUGUGCGUGUGCGUGUGUGUUUCUGCGAACUUUGCAUCUCUGUGUUCGUUCAGUGUACAAAACAAAAUAACAGCAAAUUUUCUUUCUCUCUCUCUUGGAGUCUUAUUUUUUCUUUUUCUCCUUCUUCUUGUUCACUCAUGUACAAUAAUCAUAAUUGUCUAUCAAUUUUUAAUUAAAAAUAAUACUAUGCUAUGAUUUGUAUCGUAUUUCUUCUUUUUCUUUGGGUACUUUGACUACUUAUAAGUAGCUAAACU
Molecule: messenger RNA, 2783 nt
Organism: Trichobilharzia szidati
Lineage: Eukaryota; Metazoa; Platyhelminthes; Trematoda; Strigeidida; Schistosomatidae
Source: the annotation of a GenBank genome assembly